Magallana angulata is the source of this 1806-nucleotide messenger RNA. Its product is annotated as histone H3.v1-like. The coding region runs from base 8 to 409 and encodes 133 amino acids. The record is from RefSeq and is a predicted model, not a curated record. Lineage: Eukaryota; Metazoa; Mollusca; Bivalvia; Ostreida; Ostreidae. The transcript is spliced from 8 exons.
AUUAGACAUGGAUAGAUGCAUUUGUGAGGAAAUCAGGGAGGUCAUCAACGACCUCAGACGAUGUAUAUUCAUCAUUGACAAUUUCCCGUGCCCUUUUCCCAUCAUACAUGGGAAAAGAACGGGGUCCCCUGACAGAAUUACAUCAACCCCAUUAAGAAACCCAGAUUUCGUCUGGGGUGCUGGGGCGGCACCACCAAACGCCCCAGCUAAAAAUCCCCAAGUUAUCGUCAUUAGUGACGACACCCUUCCCAGCCUUCACGAGAGCUGGUUUGAAACCAGUACCGAAAUAGAUUCGUCUAUUACAAUUGCGAAAGAGGACGAAGAAAAAGAAGAAAACGAGGAAAAGGAGGAAAAGGAGAAAACGGAGGAAGAGAAGGAAGAGGAGGAAGAGGAGGAAAAGAAAGAAUAGAAUGAGGAAAAUGGUUAGUAUUUGUUUUUUUUUUUUAAUUUCCUUAUGAAAAAUAUUUGGCUGAUUUAAAACAAUUCGACUUGUUCAGAUUUACCAGAUUGAUUAAUAUCAUGCGUUUAUUACAUUUGAUAUUAAUGCACUUGUUUUCACCCUCUUUUACAGCAUUGGAGAAUUAAGAAAAUUAAAGAAAACAACAAACCAAUGUAAAAAUAAAAUGAAGAAAAAACUUAAAUGUUGUGAUUUUUAAAGGUAAUUCCAAGCGUGAGGUUAAAACAUGCCAAUGGUUGGAUGCUAUGUGAUUGAUAGAAAUCAUGUGUAUUUUAAAAAUUAAAAUACAUAAGAUGUCAUUAUCAGUCAUUUAAUGUCCGAACUUCGGUAUGUGACCAUUUACCAAAAGUUACUGUGAUGUUUAUUCACAUUUUGCAUGGAUCUAAUGCAUUUUUUUCCCUCAACAAAAUCAUGUCAAUGCUUAGAGGUUAUGUGAUUGAUAUAAACCGUGUGUAUUUUUUCUUAAAUUAAAAAAUGCAUAAGGUGUCGUUAUCUGUCAUUUAACAUCCGAACUUUGACAUGAGUGUCCGGACGGAGAUUAUAUUCGGUAAUACCAUCUACUUGGAACAUGGGGUUUUUUUUAUGAAGAGGUACUAUUGUAUGACUAAUCCCGGGAUUUAGACUAGAGUGUCAUCAAUUCUACUUCAACAUUUUAUCUCCUAUUAUUACAACUGUAAAUAAAUGAAGUUUAUCAUUUUCAUUUCAUUGUUAGUUAACGAUUAUCCCAUAUCACCGAUUAUGUCAAUGGCCAAAUAGUCCUCUAUCAUACCAAUAUCGAUUCACUGCUCUCUCUGAUACUGUUAAAGGGGCCGCACUCGAUAAGAUAUUUUCUUUGUCUUCAUCUUAUUCCCCCUAAGGACUUUUAUUGUUUACUUGUACAAUAAACUCAAUUCCUAUCAUACAUCCUUCCAUCAAGACACGUUCAACUCAUUUAUUAUCUCCAUAAUAAAACAAUGUUUAUUCUCCAUUAUUUUCCCUCAUCCUCCCCUUGUUUACAGGACUAAGUCGUAUUUAGGGGAUUAUACGGAUUACACCCCUCUAUGCCCCCUCUCAUAAUGAACCCUCCAACCGUUAUGGACCCCACUGUAUUGUUCACACACCCUAGGGAGGGGAUUAUCCAGAAAAUCUCCCAUUGUUCUCACCCCAAUAGGACUCUUAAGGAGGGAUUAUCCGGAUAAUCCUCUUAUCUAUCUUACACAAUAGACCCCAUCCCUUAAGAGGGGAUUAUCCGGAUAAUCCCCCUUAAUUAGGGCUCUUAAGGGGAUUAUCCGGAUAAUCCCUCUAUUGUUCUCACCAUUGUUCUCAUACAAUAGACCCCAGGGAGGCCCAUUGUCUACCCCCCCUAUAUG